This is a messenger RNA of Rosa rugosa (rugosa rose), 2550 nucleotides long. RefSeq lists its product as uncharacterized. The record is from RefSeq and is a predicted model, not a curated record. Lineage: Eukaryota; Viridiplantae; Streptophyta; Magnoliopsida; Rosales; Rosaceae. Bases 192 to 2288 code for a protein of 698 amino acids. Gene Ontology annotation, biological process: lipid metabolic process. The transcript has 9 exons.
AUCAAUCCCCUCAUUUGCCUAUUUCCAGCGUCCUCAAAUAUCGGACUCCCCCCAAUCUCGGUUUUUCCCUCGCUUUUCUCUCUCUCUCUCUCUCGCCGCCGAUCCCAAUUAUUCCUCCGAUUCCCCGUUAGAUUUUCCGAUUUCAGUUUCAGAUUUUUUCCGUUAGUGCCAGGAUUUUUGCUGGAUAUGAAAUGAUGCAGCGACUCGUCGACAACGCCAUCGCUGUCACCAAAGAGUCAGUGAAGACGUUUACGUAUGAAUCGCUGAACAAUAUUGUGAGAUUCAUCAAUGGAGUUUCGGCUCUGCUGUUGGCGUUAUUGCCAGGUAAGGCUAAUAUCCUUGAAGGCAUACAUGGCUGGGAGCUCAGGCCUACCUUUCGUGGACCUCGAUUUCCUCGCUGGAUGGAAAAUGGGGUGUCCUCUUUCAAUCAAUUCAUACAUGAGCUUUCUGUGGAUUCUGAUUCCGAGGGUUCGAGCGUGAGCAUAGACUAUGGGGAAGAAUAUAGUGAUGAAGACAUAUGUCCUGCAUCCCCAUCUUCUCAAAGUUCAAGAGUCUCCAGGUCUUAUAGUAUCCCUAGGCAAUGGACAGGGUGGAUGUGGAUCAGAUACAUAUUUUAUUGGAUUCUGUUUCCUGCAAGGUUCCUGCUUGGCCUUCCGGGGCUGCUUUGCCGUUCUUGUUAUAAUAAGAGCGCGACACCCUCUUCUGCACCAGGUCGCAGUCAGCUUUCGCACAGGACUAGUUCUUUGAAUAGAGUGCAGUUCCUCAAGGAUCACAUUAUUCAGCGCACUACUGAUAGGAGACGUGGAGUCAUUGAGGAUCUUCAUCUAGCGAUUGAGAUAUUCAUAGAAGCUGUAUUCGAUGUUGUUUAUAAAGCAGCUCAUUUUGUUCUUUCCCCAUUUGAUGCUCUUAGAACACUAUUUGGGUGGUUUUCAUCAAACAACAACAGAGUUCAAGAUACUCAUGGUAGUGCUUCAGAUGCUUCUGUUCCCACAGCUACACUUGGAGAUGAUGAUCCAGUUCCUACAGAAAGGAACACUUCGUUUCAGGCGCUAAAUACUGAUGCUCGAACAUGCCAGGAUGUCAUUACAGAGCUUGGGUAUCCAUACGAAGCUAUUCAUGUGAUCACUAGUGAUGGAUAUGUUCUUCUCUUGGAAAGAAUCCCAAGACGUGAUUCACGAAAAGCUGUUUAUCUGCAACAUGGAAUUCUGGAUUCAUCUAUGGGUUGGGUGUCCAAUGGGGUUGUCGGUUCACCUGCAUUUGCCGCCUAUGAUCAAGGAUAUGAUGUCUUCCUCGGGAACUUUCGUGGCUUGGUUUCUAGGGAGCACGUUGACAAAAGCAUUUCCUCACGACGGUACUGGCAGUACUCAAUCAAUGAGCAUGGGACUCAGGAUAUUCCUGCAAUGAUAGAGAAGAUCCACCAAGUUAAAACUGCAGAAUUGAAGCUUAGUCAACCUGAUAUUGAGGAAGAAACCAAUGGUGAUCAACCUUAUAAGCUUUGUGCAAUUUGCCAUAGCUUGGGAGGAGCAGCUAUAUUAAUGUAUGUUGUAACACAGAGGAUAGAAGAGAAACCCCACAGACUCUCGAGAUUGAUUUUAUUAUCACCUGCUGGCUUCCAUGAAGAUUCUUCCUUUAUGUUUUCGGUCGUGGAAUACUCCUUUCUUCUAUUGGCUCCCCUUCUGCAACCCUUUGUUCCUGGCAUCUAUAUACCAACCAAAUUCUUUCGCAUGCUUCUAAACAAGUUGGCACGGGACUUCCAUAAUUACCCUGCUGUUGGAGGAUUGGUUCAGACACUGAUGAGUUAUUUUGUAGGUGGAGAUAGCUCAAAUUGGGUUGGUGUGUUGGGCCUACCACAUUAUAACAUGAAUGACAUGCCGGGGGUAUCGUUCCAAGUGGCUCUCCAUCUUGCACAAAUGAAGCGUGCAAAAAGGUUUAGGAUGUUUGAUUAUGGGAGAGCUUCUGCUAAUAUGGAGGUUUAUGGAUCUCCAGAGCCAUUAGACUUGGGAGAGUACUAUAGGCUCAUUGAUAUUCCGGUUGAUCUGGUUGCUGGACGUAAGGACAAGGUAAUUAGGCCAUCAAUGGUAAAGAAGCAUUAUAAGGUGAUGAAGAAUUCAGGUGUAAAUGCAUCAUACAAUGAGUUUGAGUAUGCACAUUUAGACUUCACAUUUUCCCACCGUGAAGAACUCUUGGCAUAUGUCAAGUCACGCCUCUUGCUUGUGGAGCCGCCUCCAAAGCAGUCCAGCCCGAAGGGUCUAAAGCUAAAGAAGAAAGGACAGCAGGUUAAUAGUUAAUUUGAGAAAAACCAUGUGGUUCAUUUUUUUUGUUUACGAUGUAGCAUGUGCUGUAUCUUUAGGUGCAGAUUAUUGUUAUAGAUGAUUGAAUAUGUCAAUAUGUCUUACUCCAGUGCAAUCAGUAAUAACAGUUGCUGCCACUUUUUGCUUUCCCGCCACUUUUUCUGUGGGAAGCAAACUGUGUGGAUUGCCUGGGUGGAGCUUUGUACAAAAACCCCUUUGUGUAUAGUUUGUAAUGAAACAUGUUGUCUCUGUUCUGUAA